Penicillium salamii is the source of this 1377-nucleotide messenger RNA. NCBI's taxonomy places the organism in Eukaryota, Fungi, Ascomycota, Eurotiomycetes, Eurotiales, Aspergillaceae. The record is from the annotation of a GenBank genome assembly.
AUGGACCAAUUCGAUAUCCUACGUCCUGUUGGUCGACUGGAACAAUAUUCAACAUCUCGUCACCAGGUGGGGUUUUAUGUGAAUGUCGCUGUAGCGGCAACAUACCAUUUACCAGAUACAUACGUUCUCCCAGUGAAAGACUAUGUCUAUCAAGCCUGUGAAGCCGCAAUCGUUGAACAUCCGGCUCUAUCCGCCAUCGUAGCAGACGAUCACACCCAAGAGCCAUACUUCGUGCGUCUGCCACAGCUGGAUCUUGAGCGGAUCAUCUCGAUGCAAGAUCGGAAGCCUGGUCUGUUGGCCACUGAAGCCAAUGGGGAGCCCGCCCCGGACCUCGAUCUACAGACGCUUCUGGCAACAGAGCACAACACGCCUUUUAAGGCACCUGAUGCUUUUUGGAGACUCCGGGUUCUCCUAGAUGUAGAAGAUGAGUCUCAGUUUACCGUGGUGUUUGUGUUCCACCACGCCAUUGGUGAUGGGACUUCCGGAAAAGCAUUCCAUCAGACUUUCUUGCAUGCCCUGGGUUCAAUAGGUGACUCGGAGAAGACAAAGUCAGUCAUUGAUUCUCCAUCAAAUCCACUUCUGCCCAACAUUGAGCGUAUCUCAUCGAUGUCUCUGUCCUUCUUGUAUCUCGCCAAGAAACUUUUCCAGGCGAAGGUCUACUCCCAUCGCCCAGCAGGGCUAUGGUCUGGCUCGAAGAUCAUGGCUCCCACUCAGACCCGCGUGAGACUCGUUCCCUUUUCAAAAUUACUGGUCUCGGCCGUCAGAGACCUCUGUCGAGCCCAUAAAACAACCAUCACCGCUCUGUUGCAGACAGUCGUCGCUCGCGCACUGUUUGCCAACAUCCCAGACUCAUUCACUCAGCUGGUCUGUACAGGUGCACUUUCAUGUCGUCGUUGGCUACCGGAAAUCACAGAUGAAAUGAUUGGCGUGUGGGUUCAGGGAUUCGAGGAGUCAUACAGCCGAGAUGCUGUUUCGGCCCUAUGGGACGAGGCUCGAAGAUCUCGAAAGAAGAUUGAGUCCGUGCUGAAGAUGAAGGGCAAGGAUGCCAGCAUCAAUCUCCUACAAUUCGUCGAUGACUAUCAACAGGAAUUGUGUUUGUCCAAGAUUGGCAAAGAGCGGGAUACCAGCUUUGAAGUCUCCAAUAUCGGUUUCGUCCCUCCACAGAUGAGCGCAGACAAGCCUGCCAUUCACGGCAUGGUGUUCUCGCAGUCUGCUAGUGUCAUGGGCAAUGCUGUUGAGUUUUCGGCUGCUACAGGCGGUGAUGGGUGUUUGGUGUUGUCCGUUUCGUGGCAGCAGGGUGUUGUGGAGCCGGAUCUCGUCAAUGAGGUUAUUGAGUCCGUCAAACAGGACCUUUAUGCUCUUGCUGAGAUCUCAUGA